GAGCUCUGGUGGGACUUGGCCAAAGCCUUCAUCCUCCCGGUCCCGUCGACGGUCUCAGAGUUGGAGCCGCACAAACAGCGGAUUUGUACGGACCAGAGCUUCCUUUUGUCAAUCCUCACAGACUCCCAGAAAUGCAGCUACAGCUGGCAAGUGCUUCAAUUUGUCAGCGAGGACUUGAAGGACGAUCGGGAGGUCUUCAGAGCCGCGAUUUGCUCACAGCCGCAAGGCUGGAAGUCCUUGAGGUUCGCUUCCUUGAAUGUGCGGAAGGAUACCUCGCUUUGCCACGAGGCAGUCAAGAGGAAUGUUGCGGCGAUCGAGUACAUUCCAAGUGAAUUACGACACAACGGCACCUUUCUCUCUUUGUGGCUUCACAGUGCCAUGCAGAAACUAAAUACCAAACCGGAAAAUAAGUUUGAAUCGGACUUCAACAAGGCUUUGCGGAGUGGUGCUCAACCAAGGAAAGGAGUCGGGAUGCAAGACGCCAAGAAUGUGAAAACUGAACGUGUCGUGCCGCUAGCUGCACUUUGCGUCCAAUGUGGCACCAGAUGCAUCCUGGUGUCCAUCGGCUACUACAAGACAGCGACCAAGACAGCGGUGGGAGAUCUCAGAUAUCCUGGUCUCAAAGUAAAGGCCGGCGAGUCUCCCUAUGAUGCUGCUGCGCGCCUUUGCAAGACCCGGUUGUCCUCAUGGACGGAGUAUGUUCAAGUGGAAACCUCUUCCUUUGAUGCCAAAGAGGAGGAUGAUAUCUCACAUUCCACUGGCCUUCCCUCACGCUAUUUGCGAACGAUCUUCCGGGGUCAUAUGAACCCAUCGGUGCCCUGGGCCAAGCACGUGAAGUUCAUUCCUUCUCGCCUGGGCGGUCAACCAGUGAAGCUGAGCUCCAAGCAGAACAGUCUCGCUGAUCGCUUUCGGCGGGCUCACAACUUCACACUGCCUCCAUUGCCACCCGACAUCUUUGCUUUCAAGAAGGACCUGACCUGGACUUCUUUGCCCAGGUAUUCGUGGAUGCCAGAUUGGGAAUUUGAGCAUCUGCGUUAUACAGAACAAGGACGAUCCCUGGUGCGAUUCUGGGUGGAGCAAGGUGACUUCUCCAUCUUAGACCCCUCGGCCGAGCGCUGCUUCACACCUGCUUUGUCAUCUCCAGAGCGGCCUCUGAAGUUCUCUGCGGCCAAGAGGACUGUGCUCUCCCCGCAGAAGAUCCUCAAUCUGGCCAAAGCAUUGGCACUGAAGAGAGACACUCGGCGCUUGAUUUGUUUGACAAGAUAA
This is a messenger RNA of Durusdinium trenchii, 1266 nucleotides long. NCBI's taxonomy places the organism in Eukaryota, Dinophyceae, Suessiales, Symbiodiniaceae. The record is from the annotation of a GenBank genome assembly.